UCGGUUAUAGUCUGCCGGUUAACCUCAAAGAAGAAGUAGAAGCGACAAGACGAAGACAAGCGGAAAGAUGGCGUCGUUGAAUGACAGAUCAGUUUGGGAUGAGGUGGAGGAUGGGAUCGGCGAAGAAGUCCUCAAAAUGUCCACCGAAGAGAUCGUUCAGCGGACACGUCUUCUGGACAGUGAAAUAAAGAUCAUGAAGAGUGAGGUAUUGAGGGUAACCCAUGAGCUGCAGGCCAUGAAGGACAAAAUCAAAGAAAACACAGAGAAGAUCAAAGUGAACAAGACCCUGCCGUACCUGGUCUCCAAUGUCAUCGAGCUUCUGGAUGUGGACCCAAAUGACCAGGAGGAGGAUGGAGCAAACAUUGAUUUAGAUUCCCAGAGGAAGGGCAAAUGUGCUGUCAUUAAAACAUCUACAAGACAGACAUACUUCCUCCCGGUCAUUGGCUUGGUGGAUGCAGAGAAACUGAAGCCGGGAGACCUCGUGGGGGUAAACAAGGACUCAUACUUGAUCCUGGAAACCCUGCCCACGGAGUAUGACUCCAGAGUCAAAGCCAUGGAGGUGGACGAGCGCCCCACUGAACAGUACAGUGACAUUGGUGGAUUAGACAAACAGAUCCAGGAGCUGGUGGAAGCAAUCGUUCUGCCCAUGAACCACAAGGAGAAGUUUGAGAACCUGGGUAUUCAGCCACCUAAGGGGGUUUUGAUGUAUGGCCCCCCAGGCACAGGGAAAACCCUACUGGCUAGGGCCUGUGCUGCCCAGACCAAGGCCACAUUUCUCAAGCUGGCUGGCCCACAGCUGGUCCAGAUGUUCAUUGGUGAUGGUGCCAAGCUGGUUCGAGACGCCUUUGCCCUGGCCAAGGAGAAGGCCCCCUCUAUCAUCUUCAUAGAUGAGCUGGACGCCAUUGGAACCAAACGGUUUGACAGUGAGAAAGCAGGUGACAGGGAGGUUCAGAGAACUAUGCUUGAGCUCCUCAACCAGCUGGAUGGGUUCCAGCCCAACAUGCAAGUUAAGGUUAUCGCUGCCACUAACAGGGUGGAUAUCCUAGAUCCCGCACUGCUGCGUUCUGGACGUCUGGACCGUAAGAUUGAGUUCCCAAUGCCCAAUGAGGAAGCACGAGCCCGCAUCAUGCAGAUUCACUCACGCAAGAUGAACGUCAGCCCCGAUGUCAACUACGAGGAGCUGGCCAGGUGCACUGAUGAUUUCAAUGGUGCCCAGUGCAAAGCAGUGUGUGUGGAGGCGGGUAUGAUCGCCCUUCGCAGGGGGGCAACUGAGCUCAAUCAUGAGGACUACAUGGAAGGCAUCUUAGAAGUACAGGCCAAGAAGAAGGCCAACCUGCAGUACUACGCCUAAGGCCCUGGAGCUUCAGGGGAAGGGUGUGUGUGCGCGCGAUACUCUCCAGUUAUCUCAAACAUGAACCAAUCUCUGUACUGUUAGUGUGCAACAUUGUCACUUCUCUCUUUUUGGUGCGAGACAUGUUUUGGCUCCAUGAAAGAAUAAAGGCUUUACAUUUGCCCUU
This is a messenger RNA of Salvelinus fontinalis (brook trout), 1517 nucleotides long. RefSeq names its product proteasome 26S subunit, ATPase 3 (gene psmc3). The record is from RefSeq and is a predicted model, not a curated record. Gene Ontology annotation, cellular component: proteasome regulatory particle, base subcomplex. The coding region runs from base 68 to 1351 and encodes 427 amino acids. The transcript has 12 exons. Gene Ontology annotation, biological process: proteasome-mediated ubiquitin-dependent protein catabolic process. NCBI's taxonomy places the organism in Eukaryota, Metazoa, Chordata, Actinopteri, Salmoniformes, Salmonidae. Gene Ontology annotation, molecular function: ATP binding; ATP hydrolysis activity; proteasome-activating activity.